CGUAACAGCAAAGUUAUGGAGGGGCUUGCGGUGUCAACCGUGGCCUUUUUCUCCGCCAAUAUUAGUAUCAUUUAAGCGAUUUCGAUGGCAGGAUCCACUUUAGAAGAAGGAGCUCAGAGACACCAGAAAGUUUACAGCUUUUUGAAGCGUGUACUGCCGCAAGAUCGCUAUGAAGGUAUUCGAGUGAUCGAACCAUGCGUUGUUGUUGCAGAUGGUUUUAAGAAGACUUUUCAGUUCGCUGUUCUCGGCGACGAAAUGCUUUACAUAACUGAAAAUCCUCCGAGGACUUCGAAAGAUAUCAGACUACGUGUGGAUUUAGCUUGCGUUACAUCUGUAGAGCUGGUGAGUCCUACUAAAACUACCGUUUGACAAACCGUCAUCAUCGUUACGGACCGGCUUUGUUAGGUACAUGUAACCGGAAUAUUUCUCCAGCUAAUUUUUUGGAGGUGUCGGCAGUGUAAAGCUCAUUUGCUACACCAGGAUUUGAUAAAUAUGAAUUUCUUCCGGAGAUCUCCUGUAUAUCUUACCCGAUAUCGCUAAAACAAGCACAGAAAUGUAUUCAGUCAACAAAAGAGCGAUUCGUAAAAAUCUUAAUGGUGUUGAAGUUCAAGCGAUCGACCUAAUUUUGAUUUCGCUCUGUUAGGUGUAAUGUUAUAAAGUACCUUUUGACAAAUAAAUUUAAAUAAUAAUUGAUGUUCUCAGAUCGGCCAAGGUUAAAGCGCACAUAUUUACGACUUCAUUCUGUGUUGAAAUAUCAGCUUUAAAUGAUUGAUGAUCCACAAAUAUUGUAAAAUCAUAAUUAACACAGUGUGCACAUUUCGCUGAUUGUUUAAAUCUCCAAACCUCCUGGGACAUGUAGUCAAAAUAGUUUAGCAUGAGGUCUUUCGUAUAAUUUCUAGAACAAAAAUUCAUUAUUUUAUGGUAAUAGUUUCCUGUCUCAGUUCGUGCCAUGUUUCUUGUCAAAACAAACAAUUCUCAAGCUCACACGGACUUUGAUGGGUGAUCCUUAGACGAUUAAGGGAUUUGGCAAGGGGGCUGGACUCUAUUGUAGGUCCAGGCUGUGGGUGGGUCAUUUUGUUAGGUCUGGGUCUUUCAUUGGCCAGAUGCAUCCAAAAAUCCAGAAUUGGAUUUUUUUUUUCCAAUUUCUCUAGAGAUGAUUGAAGAUCAUGAGAUAGAAACAAUGCUUAUGUAUAAUUUUAAAUUAAAAAAGAAAUUGUAUCAUGAGCUAUUUGGAAUAAAUGAUGAAAGAACACUGUACUUGAACUUGUUUGUCAGGAAACAGGUUUUUCCAAGAGUAAAAUGAAGAUUAUUCUUCAAUGCAAAAUUGGUUUUCUUUCAGAUCCAUGAUGUUGCAGAAUUUCUUGGGGGAGAUUUAAAGACCAAGAACCAGCACAUUCUGUUAGUUUAUAAAAAGAUUUUUAAGCAAACAGCAUCAAGCCAAGAAGUAGCCAUUCCUUCAAGUGAAAACAAUUCAGCAUUGAAGUUAGCUCUCCAAUCUUCUUCCAUUCUCAGCACAUCUCCAGUGUUGAGAGUAGAUUCAACACCGCAAGUGGGAGAUAACCUUAAAUCUAAAACAUCAAUGGGACGUGUGGAAAGUCAACCAAUCACAACACAACAUCUUUCAGUACAGACAAACAGACUUCAUUUAAGUGCUUCAGAUCCUGAUCUGCGACAUCCAAGGCAUGAACACAGCAAAUUGUAUUCAGGGUCAACUAAUAAUAUUGGUGCUGUUUCUGCAUCACCCCGAAAUACACGACCUCUUCCACCGCCUCCUCCAGGUCAUGAAUCAGUGAUCACGCAGUCAAGCUCAGGUGCAAGACUGAGAUCAGGAAAUGUUGGUCAGCAGCGAAGAAAGAAAAUGACAGCUUCACAGCAGAAGAAACCUAGCAAUGACUAUGAUGAGUUGAAUUGUAGCUCCAGCAGUAGUGAACUUGAGAUUUCAUAUCAGUGUACAUCAAACAAUUUUAACAGACAAAAGUCAGUGGAUUCUAGUGGUCAAAACAGGGCAUGCUCCCCCUAUGGAAGGAGUCGUUAUGGUAGUGACAGUAAUGGUUCCUUGGACAGUGGGGGAGAAUUGGACUAUUAUUCUGAUGAUGAGAGCAAUGAUUCUUCUAGCAACAACUUUGAAUUGAUGGAAAUGGAUUUAUAUAUCCUUUCUGAAAAAUCACCAAUGUACAUGCAUCUUAAAAGCACAUGGAACAACUGCAUUUUGGUAAGUUUUUUUUUUCCUUUUAGUAAGCUAUGCGGGCAUGUAUUGUGUGUAUUUACAACUACAUGGGCUAUCAAUGUAGGUACUGAUGAACAAAAUCUAGAAAUUUCCUGGUGAUUGACAAUUUACUGUUUCCUAACCAUCCCAGAUUUUGCUGACAUACCUGGAGAUCAACAGAUGUCUGUACCACAUUCUUUUGCAUGUUUGUUUUUUUUUUUAAUUGUGACUCAGGGCUAGUCUGCAGCUAAGCUACCAAAGGACUGAUUGCAAUGAAUGAAUAGUCCAUUUUACAGUUGUGUGCUUGGUUGCCAAGCCUUUGAACAGGAGUGAGGCUGAGGGUGACCUUGUUAUAAUACAAACCUUGCUGCUUUUCAAAUGCAAAUUACUUUGUUAUCAUGCUAACUAGAUUCUGGUCUCUAACACAACAAGGUCACCUUCAGCCUCACUCCAAAUCAAAGGCUUGGCAACUAAGUACACAACUGUAAAAUGGCCUAUUGGGAAGCAUAAAAAAUUAUUAGUGAGUAUUUGCUUCAUUACUCACUAAAUACUUCAGAUGUUUUGAUACCUUGUGGAGUGACAUUUUCCUUCCCUUCUGAUUCAUCAACGACUCAAAUCAAGCAGAUCUACUGCCACUGCUCGUUAUGCAAUAAAUUUUGCAAAGUCAUGCAACAUGUGUGAGUUUAAAGUGAUAGCCUUUUUCAUUAUGCAAGUUUUCUGUUGUCAACUCAUAGCUUUUUCAAAGCUAAAAGUUCUUUAUUUUACACAACAAUGUAAUACAAAGAAAACUUACAGCACUGAAAAACAAAGACAUAAGAGUUGCGCAUUUUUUCCAAGUGCUAAAAAAAAUUGCAAAUGUGCAUUUGACUAUCUUGCAUCUGAGUGUAUGAAGUUUGUCUGUGCAGUUAACACAUAUGUGAGUGGUACUGUAAAACUAUUGCCAACCUCUCCAACAAUAAAAACUGAAGUUUCCAAAUAUCAUGAUCAUUCCCUGAUCAAAUCUGGGAGAUGUUUGACCAUCCCAGACAGUCAGUAUCUGUGCCAUAUCAAGUUUUCAUUUGUUUGAAAAUUCUGUGACAGUUGGGAAACAGUUAAAACGCCAAUUGUCUGGGAUUUAUCCUACAUACGACAACCAGGUUUAAGCAGAGAUAAUUCUACAGUGCUCAGUCAGAUCAGUAUAGUUUGAGCUACUGGGCAUAUUAGCCAACUUCAUGUGAAAGAGCCACAAAAAAUUGGCUCUCCAUAUGCACUGUAUUUAGGUUUACUAUAAGUUUGGAAGUAAGAGGCAAUUAAGAGAUUGAGGACCACCAGGUUAUUGUGGAGCCAAGUAUAGCAUCAGUUUUGUCGGGUUUUGUGCAAGUGUUGGAACUUCAAUUUAAUGUCCUAGUGAUUAUUAAAAGGUUACGCGAACCUUCAAGCAUAUUGAACUGAACAUAGUUUUGGUUCUUAGUCAUCUACUGGUAAACCUGCUUUUAGUAAAUUUUCUAUUUCAUUCUCCUCCAAACUGGGAAAUGACUGCUUUUUAAAUUUCUUUGAGAGAUGUGGAAUACUUGAGGAAAUUUUUAUCAGGGAUUUAAAUAAAAUGAAGUGAAAGUAGCCAUUUAAAAAUUGCACACAUGUCUGUGGUUUUGGUUGGCUAAAGGCUUAAUGUUGACAGCUCUGUGUUUGUCAGCUUCAAUGAGUGGACAGAACUUGUAAAUCUCGUUGUUGAAACUUACAUGUAAGUCCACAUGAUGAAAUAUUUCUACAUUUAAGUUUAAUACAAGUGUUACUCUCUUAUUAUGUCAUCAAUUUUGACCCUUUACAACCUAACAUCAGUAUGCAUAUUCUCCAUACUGUUCUCUGUACAUUUCCAAAGGUGUUGGUAAGGAGAAAUUAAUUUAAAAUCCAGCAUUUCUUUUGUUGGUGAUCAGCUAGUGACAUUAAUGCCUUAUUCAGUUGGUUAAAUUGUAUGGAGAAAUUAGGUGCUAGCCACUCUUAGGAAUCAUGAAUUUGUCACUUGAUUGCUUCCCUCUGUCUAGAAAUCUACACUCCAUCAUGGUCGAAGGAGUUCCACGCCAACAUCACCAACUGGAUUUAACAAAGUUGACAAGUGAGUACAGCUUGUAUUGCUGUCUGUCAAUAAUUAUCUAAAGUUCAAAUUGUGGGGACAGAAGGUUUGUCAAAUACUGUUACAGUAUUUCCUUAUAUAAGCACCCAGGUGCUGCUUUAAAAUUUUGGCUAAAAGAAAGUGAGGUAGGGCUACUUAUUGGAAGAUGGGUUCUCCUAAUUGAUGCCUGCAUGCUUCAUGCUUGGGUCUCAUAUCUGAGCUGAAGAAACUUGGUCAGAAACUUUCAGUAGAGACCUUGAACUUGGUUAGUAAGAGGUAUUUGCUGUCGAUAAAUGAUAAAAACACCUGGCUGGAAUACCCUGUGACCUUAAGAGAAAAUAUUUCAUAAGUUCUGUGUUAGCAUGUGUUACGCUGCAAGCUAAAAAUAGCUACAUGUAAUAGUUGAGGCUUAUAACAAUGUGGUGAAAGUUUAAUUUUGCACAAAAAUUUUGAUUCACAUUUUCAUUUUAGUUCACAGUUGUUGCACUUGUUUAAUCAGCUGAAGACAGAAAUCCUUCAGUCUCAUAUCAUGGAGAAGACAUUUAUCCUUGUUCAGGAACUUUUGACCGCAGCAGAAAAGAGUUUCAACUUAAAAAAAUACUUCUGGAAGGUAGGUUUCAAUGAUGAAAGUGUUGAUGAUCUGUUUUUUUUCCAAUUUUGACUUUGUUGUCUGUUAGUAUAGAUAAUAACAUGAUUUCGAGUGCAAUUUAGUGUUAAUAAGCACAAGUAAAUUUUUAUAAAGGCAACAAAAUUGCAUAAGCCAGUAGGGUAAGUGCAAUUUUUAGUACACCAAAUUGCAAGAAAAAUCUUGCUAUUACCUGUCAAUAACUUACAUGAAAAAAUAUCGCAGAAUAGCAAAACAGACGAAAUUUUGAAAGCAUGCGCGCUAUUGGUAAAUUGUGCUCGUGCUACAACUUUGCACUUGUGUUACAACUUUGCAUUCGUUUUACAUGAGAAUGCACUCGUUUUCAGCCAAUCAAAAGCGUGGAAUUUUUUUUCAUGUACAUUAUUAGUAGUAUAAGAAGGCACUAUGGUAUGCAAUCAAUCAGAAGAGUAUCUUGUACCACAAAGUACAAAUCAACCUAUUAUAUGACUGGAUUGGCAUCCAAAAUGGCGAUUUGAUAUAACGCAAUUUCAUUGUCGCGUAUUUCUACCACGUGUCACAUACAUUUGUAAUCGUCUUCUCUGUUUGGCGUUCGCAGUAUAAUGUCCCCUUUUGCCACUUCUGUUUUGCGAAAUCUGAUCUGCAUUAUUGCCGCCGAGUAUUGAAUGCGUUACAACUUUUAGUCACCAGAUCUCUUUUUGUUCAUGGUGAGUCAGCUUCAGCGAUAUAUGCCGCAAUCCCGCAGCCAAUCUUCAUCAUCACGAAAGAAAGGAAGCAACAGAGAGGAUGAGCUUGAGUAAGUGUUUUUAUCAUAUGACCGUAUAUCAUCGUAUUUGACCCUCUUUCAUGACGCCGGAACCUCGCUGUGCUUGGUCGGUUAGUCAUGACCUCCCACUCAGUCACUUAUAACAAAGGAUGAACUUUAUUAACGGAUAUUUUUUUUUUCCGGUGAAUUAUUGCGCUUUGUACUCACGGUUUAUUCUAGUCAUAGAGGGCCCAGUGGACCUAAGUUUUUAGUUUCAGGGGGCUACUUUGUAAGAAAGAGGCUCCAAUAUAGGAUAGCUAAAAAAAUGUGUAUAUGUGUAUAAUCAUAUCUACACAUACAGUUUAGACAGCUGCAAAACGAUAAGGGCAGUUGAGAUUUUAAAAGCUAGCAAUUUUGAAGUGAGUUUUAUAUACAUGUAGUAACCAUUAUAUUGAUCUUGCCGUCGGUUAUUCCUGCGAAUACUUUCCAUCCAAAACGAAGGAAAAAAAAGGAAAUACUGCGUGAAAGGAGUACUUAUCCAUGGACACAAUUAAUUACGCCCCAUUUGACGCUGUGAGGUAAAUUAGAUGCGGCAAUUUUUCUUGACUUGCUGAAAUCAUGCAACUCCGCUCUCUGGAAUAAACCUUGUGUACGUCCUGGUUUGGAUACAAUUUUCUUGUUCAUUUGCAGCUUUGUUGUGGUGUUAUUGCAGACAUUUGUAUGUCUGUUUCGUGAGACAGACAUUCUUUCUACACGACUGAUGGUCAUCAAAGCUCACAAGUAAGUUGUUGAUGCUGCGGCAUCUGAAGUGUAAGUGACUGCUGUAUAACGACGUUUAUGGUCCAUCAAAUAUUUUUGCUCACGCGUGAUUGGUUUAGGGGCAUCCUGUGAACGAAUAUUCCCCAGCUAAAUUGGGUGAUAUGCGAGAUUAUUACCCAAGUGAUAUUCCCCAAUUUCAAACCUUACGUCCACUACGGAUGAGAGAGGAUUUUGCGGUUGUUACAGAAGAAGGUAAAUCUUUUCUGGUUGUUAAAGUUGUAGCAGAGAACACCCAAAAGAAAACAUCCCUCCCCUGCAUGCAGUAGGCUGUUUCUAAACGCUUUUUCACGCGCGUGAAGGAUGGUAAACACGAUAGCCUCUAGUUUGCGCGAAAAUAUGCCUUUAUAUUCGUCUUUGGACAUUAUUUGUUCCUCGACGCUCACGGUUCGCAUCUCGGAACUGCUAGUGACCCUGGAUAAAUAUCCGUGCAUAUUUGCGCGCCAAAUAGGUGCUAUUGUUUAUUUAAUGCAAUAAUCCAAAACAGCUUCCAUGUUGGCGUUCGUCUUUUCAGUAGAAGAUCACAGACGACAACCAAAUUUUGGUGAGAACAAAAAAAGUUGCAAGCUACUGCACAUACCCACGGCAAUAUGGAAUCUAUUCGUGUAUAAUUCUACUUUUCAAAUAAUAAGAAUAGGUAGUAACAAGAUUUCUCGUACAAUUUGGUGUUGGUAAGCACGAGUAAAUCGAGUUAAUUUUUCAAAAAUAACAAAAUUGCGCGAGCCCGUAGGGCGAAUGUAAUUUGUAGUCUUUGAAAAUGUAUAAGGCUUACAUACACCAAUUUGCACGAGUAAUUAUGUUGUCAAUUAUUAAUAACCUACAUGAAAAACGCAUCACAGAAAAUCAAGACGGACGAAAUUUUGGCAACGCGCACUAUUUGAUAUUUUCACUCGUUUUACAUUUUUUUAAUCGUGUUACAACUUCGUACUCGUGUUACCCAAGAAAUUCACUCGUUUUCAGCUAAUCUGAAAUAUGAUGCCUUUUGUGACUGCAGCCGAGUGUAUUUGAGAUGUUAAUACCACAUUUUGACGUCAUCUGUACUUGUAUUACUGUACAGACCCACAGCAAAAUGAAAUGUUUGUUACAAAGAAGCCAAAAAUUGUUAGUGGUGACGUCAUCUAGGCGUUUAUCCUCCUAUAGAUCAGAAGUACAGUUGAAAGAACCAGCCAAAAUAUACGCGUACUUUUGUUUUGCAUUAUUAAAUAAAUCUCAUGUGAUCUGUGGAUGUAUAGUGAUCAAGCAAAGAAAUGAUCCACACAGAUGAACUGCAAUUUUACCAAUUGAAGAAAAAAGUAUAUCUUAGUGUGUCAAAGUAGGAUUUCUACACAUAUGUAACGGCUUUGUUUAUAGUCAGACACUAACUCAGCGGAAGUGCUUUCUUUAUAUAGGGGACAAGCCAUAAAGGAGCUUCUGAAAUGCAUUGUCCUUCAUCCUCUAACCACAUCACAGCAACCAGCUGGCAUCUCUCCUGCAGCUCAGCUGUUGUUGUCGGGAGCUGACAGGAACAUGUUUACAGUGGGAGAUAGGGAAAAAGAGGUAGGAUUUUUGUCUUCAAAUGCCUUUACCAGGGUUUACUACUGCUGAAGCGCGUCCUGGUGACUCGUGAACUUAGUGGUUAUUAAGUUUAAAAGAAAAUCAGAUCAUAGUAUGGCAUUACUGCUCCCUCGAUUCGACCACCCAAUCGAAAAGAGCUCCUUAUUAGAAAUUCUUUAUCAGGGUCUAAGUUUUGUGUAGUACUCUGGCUAUCUCGGGUUCCAUUGAUAGUGAUGUUCUGUGUAGACUCUUCCUGGGUUUUCAAUAGAAGGUGGGACCUCCACAUACACAAGUGUCGGUACUUGCCUACUUUCGCAUGGAACAUAAAGGAAUCUACGCUUAGUGUUUAGUUUUUGUCAGAAAAUUCUCGUUAGGAUGCCCAGUCAUGAAACCCCUGCUUGUAUAAAUAAUGUAUACUUGCCGUUGCUUUUUAGACUGACAAAUUAUUGAAAGAGGUUCUGGACAAUGCUACUUCGCUUCUGUUUGAGCUGAUGUGUGCUGUACGCCAGGUUAGGCUUGCAUAUCAUAUUUUGUUGAUUUGGUGAAACGUCGUUUAUCAUUUUUUUUGCUUCUUACUUGAAGCUCAGAAAACGCGAGCGGCCAAGUCGAGAUUAGUUAUAGUUUUUCUUCUGAUUGGUUGAGAGACUGAUGCGAGUUGUCUGAUUGGCUGAGAGACUGAUGCGAGUUGUCUUGACCAGAGCGCAGUAAAGCAUCACUAGAGUAAGCCUGAAUUACUUUUGACAUUCUACUGAAAAUUUUCCUUAACCUUUUACAGUAUGCAUAUUCUCCAUACGGCUCUCUAUACAUUUCCUAAGAUGCUGACAAAGAGAAUUUGUUUAUCAAUCAGAAACUUCUUUCGUUUGUGAUCAUUACCUUUAUUCUCAUGACCUUAACGUGUGAUUCAGGGGUGAUAUUGUGGGGAGAAAUUUGAUGCUGGUCACUCUUAGGGUUUAACGGGUAACAUGGGCGGUGGCUAGUAACUGGAUUGAGAGUGUAUCAUUAACUUUCUAAUUAUUGAUGUUUGUUUGUUUGUUUUGUUUUUGUCUUUUUCAGGCCAACUGCUUUUCAGUAGAAGACAAUGUUCUAAACAUUUAUUGGCUCAUGAAGAUUGUCGAAACCCAAGAACAAACUGUAAGUAUUUGACAAGGUCUUACAAAAAAUUACUUUUACAUAUGAAGUGGUCAGAUGAUUCGAUAAUUCUAUUUGUUUUUGUUAUGCAUGAGCUCUUUAUUUCAAAUUUGCAGGAAAAAUUCUUUAUAUAAAUCGCAACUACAUACAUGCAGCAAAGAUUGCUCAUCCCAAGCAUCAUCAGGGGUUUUUUCAUACAAACUGAAAUAAACUUGACAUAAUCAUUAACCAAAUAUUUUAAAGUUAAUUCAAGUUCAAUUUGUUUCAAGAUGGGUGGACACACUUCCCUAAUCUCGUACCGAUUGCAUUCAGAACUUGCAAAAAUCAGUUUUCCCUCUUUUAAGUCUGUCAUUGGGGAUUGCCAUGCAGCGCCUGCUGUUCCAAACUUUAAUCCUCUGGUCAUUUCGUGUACAAGAAUCGUUUCAACUUAAGCCUACGAGCAGGCGCUCAUAACGUGCUCUGCAAGACGCUAUUUUCUCCACCACCGGUAAGGUUUUAGCCAAGUCGGGGGGAGAUUCGCUGGGGGUCUGGUGCUAAUAAUCAAUGCCAGGCUCCUUUCAGACCUCUAAUCGGCCCACAUUGCUCAAGGUUAUUGUUUCCAGCUCGUGGCCAUGCGCUUGUUAUGAGGGCCUGCUCGUAGGUUAUUUCAACUAAAUUUUUGUGCCUUUUUGUGGAAACGUUGAAUCCCCAACCAAACCUAACACGGUGUGUUUCCAAACAGAACACGACUUAUCAUAACUGAAAGUCCGAAUACAACACGACCAUGGCCGAUUUUACCGAACAAUUAGAUUAUGAACUCAAUUUUUCCAUCGCCUGAUUGUUAAGAGAUUGUUCUAGUCUACCAAAUCUCUUAAGUUAAACGAAAAAGUUUUUGUGUUGUUGUUGUUGUUGUUGUUUUUUUUAUUUCGAUUUUGUUUACAAGUGCACAUUGUAUGCUAGGAGCGAUUAGGUUCAAUUAGCCAAUCAGAUGACAGAACUAGUGAUAGAACUCUAGUGGAUCUUUACAAACGCCUUUUGAUUAGUGUGAAUCUUAAUCCCCCUGAAAAUUUUACAUCCUAACAUCAGUCUGCAUAUUCUCCAUAAACUUCUCUAUACAUUUCUCAUGGUAUUGAUAAGGAGAAUUUGUUUAGCAAUCAAGCGCUUCUGUAGUCGGUGAUCUUUUCAUUUAUUUUCAUGACCUUAAUAUUUGAUUCAGCAGUGAUAAUGUAAGGAAAAGGAGUUGUUAGUCAUCGAGGGAUAGAGAGUUAAGAAAUCUUAAAAGCGGCCUACCCGACGACAACGGCAGCGGGUCGCAAUCAAAGUUUGAUAUUUUUUGCUUCUCUUUUCAGACAUGUUUUGUGCAAAGGGUCAUGGAACGUCUAACGUCAUUAGUAUUAUCUUCCGGUCGAUAUCUGUCUCCCGCUGAUGCUGUUCUUCUUUAUCGACAACUUUACGUUCUUAAAAACUUUCUCGAAUAUGGUACAGUGGUUGCGAAUCAAAUCCGAGUUGGAUACGCAGAAGAAUUUAGGUAUGAUAUUUAGUGUAAUGGACAACGAGUACUUUCUUCUUUUCAGUGAAGUCCGUAGCGCCAGUGGAAAAAAAAAUAGAAAAAAGAAAGAAAAAAAGAAAUCCUCAAGAGAAUUGGCACGCGAAACUCUGAAUGUUUUUUUUUUUUUUUUUUCUUGCGGGACAGACUUCGCCAAAAAGCAGGGACUUCUUGUAGUCUGUUAGUGCAGUUGGUUCUGCUUUUGAUUUCUGCUCCAGCAAGUUUUCUUUGGAUAUUUUUGUUGAAAGGGCUUUUUUUUUUUUUGAGUAUUUAGCAUAAACAGGCGACAGUUUACGUAACAUCUUUCCGUUUAAGGUUAUUCCUCAGAAAAAAAAAAAAAAAAAGUCAUUGAACUUUUUUUUUUUUUUUUUUAAGUUUUCUUGCAUGUUCCCCACCAAUAUGUGUUUUGAAGCUAUACAGUAAAAAAAGAUAGGUCACCAUGCCUGUUUAAGAGAUAUAAUGGGCCAAACGUACCCCAUUUAUGCCUGUCCCUGGCACUAAUCACGCGCGUCAUUUCAUCGGUUACGAUAAAUUUUGCUGCAGCUGAAAAGCAAGAGUUUUAGAGUAAUACUUAAAAAUAGCUGGAUAGGUAGAAACUCUAAAGCAUAUGGAGUAAUUUGAUGAAUAAUUUGUGGAAUAAUCGCGCAAUUUUGAACCACAUCGACUCAAAAAGUUCCUUAAGUUGUUGCUUUUAAGGUCCUAAUUUUUCUAUUUAAAGGGGAUAAUAUACACACUAAAUUUAUGUAAUAGAAAUUAUGGGUCCCCGUGCUCAUUCAAGAGCUUAAGACCAUCUAUCUCUUUUCCUAGUACAUUAACUGAAGAACAAUAACGUGUCCUCGGGAUGCGCGCGCGAUUAUUUGGCUGACUACGAGAUUUUUAUGCGCAGUAAGGAUGCGCAAAGCAAAACUGAGGAAUCAUAUUUACUGGUCAUGCAAUUGCAAUAUUUAAUGGCUUAAGGUUAGCAAUUGGUUCAAACGUCAGCGUACGUUCAUCGAGCAACUCUUACGCAUCCUUCGUGCUCUCUAAACUUCCCAAGUGCCUCAUAUCUCGAUGAACGCACGCUGACGUAUGAACCAAUUUCUUUAUAACAUUUUCAACCCGAUGGAUUUGUUUGCUGACGUCAUGAGCGUGCACAAUAGGAAUAUGAAGCACGCUCGCGCAAUUGAAUUUGACUAGACAAAUUUACUAGCUAUGUUAUAAUACGCGCUAUAAGAUAACCAAAGGGGUAUAUAAAUUUCAAGAGCGUACAGAAGAGGGAAGGGGAAUUAUCAUAGGAUUUUGUCGGAAAGGACCUAACAGAACGGAAGGUAUCAAAAACUCACUUCAUUGUCUUUGGUUGAAAAAUAACCGUAAAAAAGAAAACAAAAAUUGAACCUGAAACAAAACAAAACAAACCAAAGUUAUGCAGGCUGUUAAAUGAAUUAAUGAGUAGAGUUAUUGAUCAGGUGGCGCAAAGGACAAGGCAUAACAGUGAGGGGAAUCUUCAAAUCCCUUGUGAAUUUUUGCCAUAAUAAUUUUUUUUUUUUAUCUCGUCUUUUAAAUGUUGCAGAUAUUACAUUAGAAAGCCAGUGGUAAAGAAGAAACUUUCCACCAAGUUUCCCUUGACAAGUCCCAUAAUAGAACUACUGGAGAAAGUCACGGAGUUUGUGUUAAAGCAGCCAUCACUAAGAUGACAGUCAAAACAUUUCUCGUUCCCUUUACCAAAUCUAGUUUAUAGGUAUCAAUUUGAAUUCUCUUCCCCCUUGUUACCAGAACAAGACGUCAUAUUAUUUAAAAUAGGUCAUUCUUAACAGUUAUUUGUAUUUAAAAUUAUUGAAUUAUUCUUCUUCUUCUGUCGAAACAUGCAUUUAUUUAAAGCUGUUGGAUUUUUGAUGCCGAAAGUUUUCCAAAAUCCUGUUCGACCAUGCCUCUUCGUCCCCGAACUUUACAGUCAGCCAUGGCGGGCCAAGAAACCAUGAAAAACAAACAAGCAAACAAUUAUUCAAUAUAGCGAAUGCUGUACAUAGAAUUUUAGUCUUUGUGAAUUUUGUCCUCUACAUGAAAUGUCCGCAGACUUUCGCGCUAAGUUGGCGCGAAGCAUAUGAAAUUUGAUGAAGAAACCCUAAC
Molecule: messenger RNA, 12752 nt
Organism: Pocillopora meandrina
Lineage: Eukaryota; Metazoa; Cnidaria; Anthozoa; Scleractinia; Pocilloporidae
Source: the annotation of a GenBank genome assembly